This is a messenger RNA of Rangifer tarandus platyrhynchus (Svalbard reindeer), 678 nucleotides long. The record is from the annotation of a GenBank genome assembly. Lineage: Eukaryota; Metazoa; Chordata; Mammalia; Artiodactyla; Cervidae.
AUGAAGGAUUUUGAAUUAAACUGUGUUUUACCCAUUUCGUGGGGGAGGGUGGCAGCAGGCCGUCAGGUGGAGGUGACCCUAUGCCCUGGGCCAGGGCCUGAAGGGGGAGAAGGUGUCCUCUGCUCGAGGCCUGACCCAAGGCAGGCACGGAGCCGAGUUCACCAAGUGCGCUGUGUGGUGGGGCCCCGGGCGGUCCCGUCUCCCCAUCACUCUGCUUCCCGCCUGACAGAGCUGUGUGCCCAUUUCUCUUGGUACCUGCCGGAGACCGUCUGGUCCAACGAGACCAUCCAGACUGGAGAAGUCAGCAAGGACACCCCCACAAAGCUUUGUGCUUUAAGGGAGGACCGGAGCUUUGUGGAGGUUCUUCGUUUCUUUCUUGUAAAAUCUGGGGUGGGGGCAGGACACGCACGCAUCUGCUCUUAUCAGUGCCUGGCUGACACUGAGACGGACCAGGGCACCUCCUUCACCUCCGCGCCCCCCCCCGCCCCCCCCCCCCCGUCCAAGGGCCCUGAGAGCCGUGCUGCCGGGGAAUGCGCAGGGUCUCAGGCCCAGGACACAGGCGGCUGGAUCGAGCGUGUCCUGAAGGUGGUCACAAACCGGCUCUUCUGCACUCAUCUUGUGUGUCGCUGCUGCGUGGCAUAUUCAGUGGGGCUCCCCUCUCCCACGGUCCGGGUCUGA